AUGUCCAAAUGGAAAGAGGAAUAUGCCAUAUCCCUCCAGGAUGUCGAGCUCAAUAACCCAGUGAACAUGGAGCUGGUCCAGACAUGUUCACAAAUGGCCGACCGGAUAUCUGCGCUCGAAGCAGAAAAGGCCGCUUUACAGGCUCGUGUGCCCGGCCCCAAAGACGACACCACAGCGGCCCCGACGACGAACCUCGACGACCCUGGCCUGGCCCAACUACGCCUUGAACUCACCGAGGCUCUGCGCUCAAAAGGUGUCGCGGAAGCGCGUUUACGAACAGCCGAGGAGGAGCUGGACAAGCUUCGUGUACGAACAAAGAAGGAGACCAAAACCAUCACGGCGCUGGAUACCGAACGAGCUGGCCUCACGACGAAGUUGAAGGACCGGGACCACGAACUCCGUGAGAAACGGAAACUUCUAGAGCAAGUCCAGGAUGAGAUGAUCGCGUUGAAUCUACAGCUGUCAAUGGUCGAGAAAGAAAGAGACAAAGUCAAGAAGGAGAACAAAGAACUCGUCGAUCGAUGGAUGAAACGUAUGGCCCAAGAGGUGGAUGCGAUGAAUCUUGCCAACGAACCACUCUUCGAGAAGGGCACAUGA
Molecule: messenger RNA, 597 nt
Organism: Clonostachys rhizophaga
Lineage: Eukaryota; Fungi; Ascomycota; Sordariomycetes; Hypocreales; Bionectriaceae
Source: the annotation of a GenBank genome assembly